UAUUCGACGCCGCGCGUUCGCAGUGUAGACAGCUGCGUUGUUGCGUCGCGUCGCAUGCGGUGCGGUGCAUUCAGGGUGUUACUGCGCCACCAUUUAUAAGUGCAUUCUAGUGCACGGCAAGUGGAUUAAAUUUUCUCUACUGCACCACGAACUCCUUCCAGAACUGUGAUGGGAACGAUUUUUAACCUAUAGCCACAUUUAACCUUUAGUGGCACACAAAGCCACCGCAGGAGACGCAGACUCGGUGUUUGACAGAAGCAUGGCUGAGCGCGGGACGUGCGCACCUCUCAUAGCCUACAUCACAGCGCGCCUUUACCUGGAGAAAAGAGGGAAUAUUUGACUGAAUGAGAAGGCGAUGGACAGCCGGACCGAGAAUCCGACGAAGGCAGCGGGCUACCUGAAGGAGCUGAACAAGAUCAUAGAGACCCAGCAGACGCUGCUGGAGCGGCAGAAGAGGCGCAUCUUUGAGCUGGAGCAGCAUGUGUCCGAUCUGUGCGCCGAGAACAGCCGCCUGAGACAAGAGUACCAGCGGCACCUGCUCACCUGCAGACUGCGCUCCAUCCAGGAAAACAGCCCGCAACAGCAGUCAGAAUAUAGCAGUACAAGAAUCGUCAGAAGACAUGCCUCUCUUCCUGUGGAAAUGACAGACAGGCCCAGCAGCCUCAGAUCAGCCGUGUGCAGGAGAACUGUGCCGUGCCGACAGUGGAAGUCUGCAUCCUUCGGUGUGGAGGGGAAUGUUCAAAACAGUGAGCCCGGCCCUUCCUUGGACACCAGCGUAGGAUAUGGCCAUGGCCGAGGCCCUGUCACACACAGUUCUUCCUUGAGUCCGGACCAGUUUGAAAGCCCAGUGUACGGCCACAGCGUCCAGCCAGGCCCACAGCGCCCGCAGCGGCCCAAACUACAGCACUCUCAAUCCAUCCUCCGCAAGCAGGCCGAGGAGGAGGCCAUCAAGCGCUCGCGCUCCCUCUCUGAGAGCUAUGAGCUCUCCACAGACCUGCAGGACAAGAAGGUGGAAAUGCUUGAGCGGAAAUACGGAGGCCGUUUCAUAACCCGCCAUGCAGCGCGCACCAUCCAGACAGCUUUCCGCCAAUACCAGAUGAACAAGAACUUUGAGCGCCUCAGGAGCUCGAUGUCGGAGAACCGCAUGACCCGCAGGAUCCUUCUGUCCAACAUGAGGAUGCAGUUCUCCUUCGAGGGGCCUGAGAAAGCCCACGGCUCUGUUUUGGAGGGGAGGCAGAUGUCUCUCCUGGACGAUGUCAGCCAAGUAGGAGGCAUGGUGCAGGCCGCAGAGAUGGUUCCUGUCAUUUUGGAAGCCCCAGAAACUCAAAACGACUUGACAGACACAAUCACAGAGCUAGAAGACACUUUCUCCAGGCAAGUGAAGUCACUGGCGGAGUCGAUUGACGAUGCACUGAACUGCCGUAGUCUGCACAAAGAGGAGACGCAGCCCGAGCAAGUGGUUUGUCAGGAGAGCAAGCAUCAGGAGAAUGAGAUCUGCGACGUGACGCUCUUCAUCGAUGAAGAGGAGCUCUCUCCGCUGGUCCAGCUGUCCACGGACGCCAGGGAUGAGAAGCUGGACACAGACACUCCUUCCCUCGAGCGCCAGGGGCCAGACUUACCCCUGCUGACCAUCGAGCCUCCCAGUGACAGCACAGCAGAUACAAGCCAUCGCUCUGAGCAAGGUUUGGUCCAACCGCUAAACAUUCACCAGCGCACCGCAGCCGGACCCCGUCCCAAACCAAGGCUUCCUUCCAGAGUGCCCUCGCUCUCUGGAGACGAAGAGCCGCUUCGACACCGACAGCUGGAGAGCCACCUGGCCACCAAUGGCAAGCGGCAGAGCAAGUCCGAGUCAGACUUCUCAGAUGGAGACAAUGACAGCAUCAACAGCAAUUCAAACUCCAUUGACACGAUAAACUCAGAAUUGUCGUCCAGAGACGAACAGAGUCUCAGCAAGCAGACGUACCACAAAGACACUCGCAACAGCUGGGACUCUCCGGCCUUCAGCAGCGAUAUCAUGCGCAAGAGGCAAUACCGCAUCGGCCUCAACCUCUUCAAUAAAAAGCCAGAGAAGGGCAUCCAGUACCUGACGGAGAGGGGCUUUGUUCCUGACACGCCCGUGGGUGUGGCCCACUUCCUGCUGCAGAGGAAAGGCUUGAGUAGACAAAUGAUUGGAGAAUUUCUCGGGAACAGACAGAAACAGUUCAACAGGGAUGUUUUAGACUGUGUGGUGGAUGAGCUGGAUUUCUCAGUGAUGGAGCUGGAUGAAGCUUUGCGGAAAUUCCAGGCUCAGAUCCGGGUUCAGGGCGAGGCACAGAAGGUGGAGCGCCUGAUCGAGGCUUUCAGCCAGCGCUACUGCAUCUGUAACCCUGAUGUGGUGCGUCAGUUCAGAAACCCUGACACCAUCUUCAUCUUGGCUUUCGCCAUCAUCCUCCUCAACACAGACAUGUACAGCCCGAACGUCAAGAUGGAACGCAAGAUGAAACUUGAGGACUUCGUCAAGAAUCUGCGAGGGGUUGAUGAUGGCGAGGACAUCCCUCGGGAGAUGCUGGUUGGGAUUUACGAGCGGAUCCAGAAGAAGGAACUCAAAACCAAUGAGGACCACGUGUCUCAGGUGCAGAAGGUGGAGAAACUCAUUGUGGGCAAGAAGCAAAUGGGAUCACUUCACCAUGGCCUUGGAUGUGUGCUGUCUCAGGCUCAUCGCAGGCUGGUGUGCUACUGCAGACUGUUUGAGGUCCCAGAUCCCAACAGACUGCAAAAACUGGGGCAGCACCAGCGAGAGAUCUUCCUGUUUAAUGACCUGCUGGUGGUUACCAAGAUCUUCCAGAAGAAGAAAAACUCAGUGACGUAUAGUUUCAGGCAGUCUUUCUCUCUGUACGGGAUGCAAGUGAUGCUCUUUGAGAACCAGUACUAUCCAAAUGGUAUCCGGCUGACUUCAGCCAUUCCUGGCGCAGACUUCAAAGUCCUGAUCAAUUUCAAUGCUCCCAACCCUCAGGACCGCAAGAAAUUCACCAGCGACCUGCGAGAGUCCAUCGCUGAGGUCCAGGAAAUGGAAAAGUACCGGAUAGAGUCUGAGCUGGAGAAACAGAAAGGAGUGGUCAGACCCAGUAUGUCUCAGAGCAUGUCGGGCCUAAAGAAAGAGAGCGGAAACGGCACCAUGGGCCGCACUAGUCUGGAUGACACGUACGCCAUGGGGGAGGGGCUAAAGCGGAGCGCGCUCAGUAGCUCCCUGCGUGACCUUUCUGAAGCAGGGCUCCAUCUUUAGCAGUCCUCCUCAGCGCCAGAGAGACCCUUUCUUCCAGAAGCAUCUGUUUCCUGACAGACACAGCGCUCCAGAUUCCCUCCUUGGGUCACUCUUUCAAAGCAUUCGGGUCAAGCGCUUCGUCUUGGGCAAGCCAUCCGCCCUAUCACCACGCCCCACUACAGCACCCAGCCGUAUCUCUUCAAACAGCUCUCAGAGAGCAGCACAUGAUCAGCAAACACAGACCCUGCGCUAUCAGCACGCUGGUGUGAGCUUCAAACAGACACUAGCCAACCCCAACAGUGCAAAAACAGCCUCUGUGUUUGAUGUCUCUCACUCUUAUUUCAUUCUGCCUACGGGUGAAUGGCACAAGAUUAGAAGAAGAAUUUAUAUUUUGCAUAAGGAAUACCAAGGACCAUUAAGAUAUAUUGCAUUGUUACAUUUUAUUUAUUUUUAUUUUUUUUCUGUAAUGCAUUUUAAAGUUAUUAUUAUUAUCAAAUAGUUUUUAGUCUGUUCCUGGAAAACAUAGUAAAGUAACGAUAUUUCAGUUAAUAUUAGCAUACAUUAAAGCCAGUUACCAUGCUGCACAAAUAUUUUUACAUUGAAAUAAAGCAUAGGUUGUUUUUUUUCACAUUGCAGUGGUAUGGUUCUAAUAGAAAUCAAAGUUUUGUAUUUAUUUAUUUAUUUAUUGAGAAUUGUGUUUAAUAUCAGCAAAAAAAUCUUAAUGGUCCUAAAUAUGGGUUUUUGUUGCCUUUAUGCAAAAUAUGAUAUUUAUUUUCCUGAUUUCUUUGACUGGUUUCGUUAAAUUUGCCUUGCAGAGGUUAUAAAAACAAACAAAAUAGUGGGUUUGCUUGUAUUCAAACAUUGUGUUUUUGAGGCUGACUCAUUCAAACUAGCAGAAUGACAGAGUAGAUUUGUUGAUAAAAUUCGCUGUAUUUGUUGUAGAUGACAGCUCUACAUGUUGUCUUAACGAUCAUUAAUGAACGUGCCAAUGACCAUCGCACCACUAUGUUUCGUGUGUAGUACAGUAGUACAGUAGUGUAACUGAAACCAUUGUAAGCAAAAAGCGAUGUUAUAGAAUACUAUAAAAGACGUAUUCACAACUUUUUGAGAACAAUAUCUCGGUCAGUUUGAGUGGAAGUCAUAUUUAAAGAAGUAUGCUAAUAGAAACCUUCCAUGUGAUCUAUUAUAAAGCGAUUUUGAAGCACAAAUGCAGUAUCAUGUGGCACUUUGAACUGCUCAACUACAGUGAAGUUGUACAGCAUCAUAUGAAUCUCACAGACUUACAGUUAAGGGUUUUGAGGAGAUGUUAAAAUACGUUUGCAUGCCUGGAGUCAUUUUUUGAUUUUGGUUUUUGAGGGCCAGUGAUGGAAUUAUUUUUCUAUUUUCUCGUUUGUUUUUAAGUGCAAUAUGUUUGUCAUGAUGACGUCGUCAUGGCUAAAGCAUCUUUACUAUUACUUCAUCAUAGCGGCGUAGAGAUUCUCAUCAAACUAGUGUUUUUACGUCGAAUGAAACGUCAAAGUGAUCGGCUAGGCUUUAACUGUGAUUUGUUAUUGAUGUUGUUCUUGGGUGUUUAUUUAUUAUUGAAAAUAAACCAGUGUUACCAUGGCAAUGAAGUGCAAUCAUGUAAAAAGUACUCUUCUUUUUUUACUUUUAAACAACCAGGAGAUUGUUUCAGGUGAAUAUUAUGCAAGCAUCUGUAUGUUUAGAGGAAUGUAUAUCUAGAAAUGAACUUUUAGUCUGUGAAGUGAGGCAAAUGAAAACGAUUGUUGAAAAGAUGCAAUCUGAUCAGAUAUAUAAGCUGAUAUUUUUCGAUUUGUUUUUCAGGAUCAAAAUUUUGUAACCUCUGAGCACGUUUUCAUGACCCCAAACCAAAGCAUUAGGUUUUCUUUUCAACAUAUCACAUAUAUUGAGUGCAAUAUUCAUUCUGAUGUACUAAAGUCAACCAGAACAGACUAAACUAAAGACUAAACUAACCCUGUUUAGGUUCCUCGUGUUAAAUUCAAAGAAAAAAGAACUGUCUUCGUAUUCUUUCUAUUUAUAAAAGUCAUUGCACCCUUUUAUUUCUCGACCCCGCUCCUUCAAUCACCUGCCAUUUUUACAAGCUGAUCAUUUCUUGAUGAAAAGAAGUAAGGUUAUCCAUGUUUAAUAUCCUGUUUUUGCAAGUAAAAUGGGUUUGUUAAUGUUGUUUCAUGUUGACUUUAAGAAGAAAAAAAUGCAAAAGCUCCUGCAUUUAUAUUACUUGCAAAGUAAAUGUUUCCAAAGAUUUUUGUUCUGCAUAAAAUAUUAACAAUGUCAGAAGAUAUUCUGAUAUUUUGAUUGACAGAUGAAGGACUGAAGGUUCAAAUGCAUCGUUGUUUUUUUGUCCACCGCGAGCUGAACACUCAGCCUUAACUCUUUUAUUUCACUUUACCUCUCAUUCUUAUUAUUCUGUAUAUUUCUUAUUCUGUUUUUAUGUGUUUCAUCAUUUCAUGUGCUUGACCUGUUGUUCUGUACUGUGUUGUGUGUAACUGCAGAUAAUGCAACUCAUCCAUGUAAAAGAUGGCAUAAAACGAUCCUGUCCCGCCAUUUGCCCACGUAAAGAGGGCUUGUAAAGACACAUUUGAGCAGUAAUAAAUAUAGUAGGGGACCAAGUUAGGCACCAUUGUGUAUAUAGCGUGUACAGUAUCCUGACUGCAUAAUAUGACGUCUAUCUUUAAAUGAGAGGUGUGUUUUACUGUGCAUUACUGAAACAGACUGUCGAGAUCCUCUGUCUGGAUGUUUUUCUCCUCACAGGCUGCUAUCACACUGUCCCAAUCAACCACUCUGAGAAAUAGGUCAUGAUAAAGGGCAUUGGUUUAUUUUGUUGUUGUAGAACAGAGAAUGCUUGUCUUUUGAGAUUUUAUUUUAUGUGAUGGUUAUCUAUGUCAGUGUACAGUCAAUGUAAAACUCAAACUGUGAUGACAUUCAGAACAUAAAAUAAAACAAUUAUAUGAUACGUA
This is a messenger RNA of Onychostoma macrolepis, 6219 nucleotides long. Its product is annotated as IQ motif and SEC7 domain-containing protein 1-like. Bases 356 to 3262 code for a protein of 968 amino acids. The transcript has 15 exons. The record is from RefSeq and is a predicted model, not a curated record. Lineage: Eukaryota; Metazoa; Chordata; Actinopteri; Cypriniformes; Cyprinidae. Gene Ontology annotation, molecular function: guanyl-nucleotide exchange factor activity; protein binding. Gene Ontology annotation, biological process: actin cytoskeleton organization; regulation of ARF protein signal transduction.